AGCGGCUAGAAAUUCACCAUGUCUAUCCUGAAGCUGCAUGCCAGAGAGAUCUUCGACUCUCGUGGGAAUCCCACUGUUGAGGUGGAUCUCUGCGCCUCAAAAGGUCUCUUCAGAGCUGCUGUGCCCAGUGGUGCCCCAACUGGUAUCUCGGAGGCUCUGGAGCUCCGGGACAAUGACAAGACAUGCUACUUGGGCAAGGGUGUCUCAAAGGCUGUUGAGCACAUCAAUAAAACUAUUGCGCCUGCCCUGAUUAGCAAGAAACUGAGUGUCGUGGAGCAGGAGAAGAUCGACAUGCUGAUGAUAGAGAUGGACGGGACAGAGAACAAAUCUAAGUUUGGUGUAAACACCAUCCUGGGAGUGUCCCUGGCUGUCUGGAAGGCCAGGGCUGUAGAGAAGGGGGUGCCCCUGUACCGCCACAUUGCUGACCUGGCUGGCAAUGCUGAGGUCAUCCUGCCGGUCCUGGCUUUCAAUGUCAUCAAUGGUGGUUCCCACGCUGGCAACAAGUUGGCCAUGCAGAAGUUCAUGAUCCUCCCUGUCGGUGCUGCCAACUUCAAGGAAGCCAUGAGCAUUGAUGUGGAGGUUUACCACAACCUGAAUAACAUCAUCAAGGAGAAAUAUGGGAAAGACGCCACCAAUGUGGGGGACGAAGGCGGGUUUGCUUCCAACAUCCUGGAGAAUAAAGGAGCUCUGGAGCUGCUGAAGAACGCCAUUGGCAAAGCUGGCUACACUGACAAGGUGAUCAUCGGCAUGGAUGUAGCUGCCUCUAAGUUCUUCAGGUCAGGAAAGUAUGACCUGGAUUUCAAGUCGCCCGAUGACCUCAUCAGGUACAUCAGCCCUGACGAGCUGGCCAACCUGUACACAUCCUUCAUGAAGAACUACCCAGUGAUGUCCAUCGAAUACCCCUUUGACCAGGGCGACUAGGGGGCAUGGAGCAAGUUCACUGUUAGCACAGGCAUCCAGGCGGUGGGGGAUGACCUCACGGUGACCAACCCCAAGCGCAUUGACAAGGCCAUGAAUGAGAAGUGGUGCAACUGCCUCCUGCUCAAAGUGAACCAGAUCGGCUCCAUGACUGAGACGCUGCAGGCGUGCAAGCUGGCCCAGUCCAAUGGCUGGGGUGUCAUGGUGUCUCAACGCUCUGGGGAGACCGAGGAUACCUUCAUCACCAACCUGGUGGUGGGGCUCUGCACUGGACAGAUCAAGACUGGUGCACCUUGCCGAUCUGAGUGCUUGGCCAAGUACAACCAGCUCCUCAGAAUCGAAGAGGAACUGGGCAGCAAGGCCAAGUUCACUGGCAGGAACUUCAGAAACCCCCUCGCCAAGUAAGCCCCGAGCAGGCGAGCCCUGAGCCCUGCAGUCGCUGGGCAGCUAAGUAGACCUCUGCU
Pteronotus mesoamericanus is the source of this 1382-nucleotide messenger RNA. RefSeq names its product alpha-enolase-like. Gene Ontology annotation, biological process: glycolytic process. The record is from RefSeq and is a predicted model, not a curated record. NCBI's taxonomy places the organism in Eukaryota, Metazoa, Chordata, Mammalia, Chiroptera, Mormoopidae. Gene Ontology annotation, molecular function: phosphopyruvate hydratase activity; magnesium ion binding. Gene Ontology annotation, cellular component: phosphopyruvate hydratase complex.